AUGGAGGAGGAGCCCAGCGCGCCGCAGCAGCUCGCGGCCAUCGAGGCGCUGCCACAGCUGAGCCGCUGCGGCGCGGUGUCGGCGGCGUUCCGGCGCGCGGCGGCGGCGGCGCUGCGGGCGCGGCUGGGCCGGCUGUGCCGCACCGUCCGACUCGAGAUGUCGUUGCUGGAGCGGCGCGCGGCGCAGGCGGCUUUGGCCGGCGGGCGCGAGGCGGGCCGCGGCCUGCUGCACGUGCAGCGCCGGCACUCCGUGCUGCGCCUGCUGCUCGCCGUCAUCAGGGUCAUCCGCGCCUGCUGCUGGAGGCUGGUGUUCUCGCGGGAGGGCAGCCGCGAGGGGGACGGUUCGAUUCUCUGCUGCGACGUGCAGCUGCAGGGCGAUGCGCGGCUGCACCUGCCGCUGGACCUGGAGCACCUGGCGGGCGACGUGCCGCCGCUGGCUCCGCCCCCGCCGCCUCCGCCGGGCCGGCGCCCCUACCGCAGCUGCGAGGAUCUGCCCGCGCGCCCGUUCGCCUCCUGGCUGUCGGUCGGCGCCACAUCUGAGGACAGCGCGCGCUCGCAGCAGGAGCAGGGCGACAUCGCGUGCUUCGCGCAGGCGCACUCUCGCCACGCCGGCGCCUACACUGACUCCGAGAGCGCCGCCGUAGCCAGAGACGUCGUGGCCAGCCUGCUGUCAGGCGUGCUGCUCGACACAGUGCUCGUUCCCGGUGACGAAACCAGCACAGAAGAAGUCGGUGUGCAGACGUCCAACGACCUCUUGUAUCUGGGCGGUAGCAACGACAACAUGGACGGCGCCUACAGGGUCUUCGAAGAUACCCUCUUGCAGUCUGCCGGUUCAGAGGACAGCGUCAGCAGCUGUCCCACAGAGGCGGACUGGAGCUACAGCUUCAGCAUGAGCAUGAGCCUGGAGCGGCCGCUGUACGACGGCGGGCUGCCGCACCAGCAGGUGCUGGUCAUGCUGACGCACUCGCUCAGCAACGCCGACGUCUCCUCCUACACCGACGUCGACCUCUGACCGUGGCGGGCCGCCUGCCUGGCCACCUGUCUGUCGGCUAUUGCUGGCUGGCUGCACUCUCGUCCACGACACGGCUCUCUGACAGCGCUAAGUCUUCGACGACAAAAAAGAGAUAUAGGUCGCCUGUAUCAUCGGCGGUGGGUAACUGCAGUUUGCCCCCUCAGUCUGGAGAAAGUGCACAGUCAAGAAGGGACUGCAUACACGUUGACAAAUGUCUGCUCAGGCAGGAAGACCAUAUCGGUUUAUAUUUUUAAAAAAUCGCUGAAUGUUGGAAACAUGGGGUGAAAUCCAUAUUAAA
Molecule: messenger RNA, 1309 nt
Organism: Schistocerca gregaria
Lineage: Eukaryota; Metazoa; Arthropoda; Insecta; Orthoptera; Acrididae
Exons: 4
Coding region: 1-1011 (336 amino acids)
Source: RefSeq, a predicted model, not a curated record